This is a messenger RNA of Opisthorchis viverrini, 1269 nucleotides long. RefSeq lists its product as hypothetical. NCBI's taxonomy places the organism in Eukaryota, Metazoa, Platyhelminthes, Trematoda, Opisthorchiida, Opisthorchiidae. Gene Ontology annotation, molecular function: phosphatase activity. The record is from RefSeq and is a predicted model, not a curated record. Bases 19 to 1269 code for a protein of 416 amino acids. Gene Ontology annotation, biological process: dephosphorylation. The transcript has 3 exons.
CAAACUUCUGGUGUGCACAUGUUACGAUCUGAGCGAGCCCCGUGGCUGAUCGGAUGUCUAGCCUUUUGCGUCCUCGUUCAUCGUCCGCCUGUGGAAUCACUACCAGUUAGUUCGUCACGCAAACCUGAUGCAGGGAGUUCGAAUGGCUCUUUGCCCAUCGGACUGAAGCUACAAAACCUGCAUAUCUUAUUCCGCCACGGUGAUCGCACCCCAUCGAAGCCGAUGUUGAAAGACACCGGGCCUUUUGAAGACACUUGGCCACUUGGUCGUGGUCAGCUGACCGAAGAAGGAGUAUUGCAAGAAUUCGAACUUGGACUAUGGCUGCGCAAAGAAUACAACGGUUUUAUACACCAAAAAUACAACGCUUCAAACUUUUACUUGCGGAGCACCGAUUAUGACAGGACACUCAUGUCUGCGCAGGCGAUGGCUGCAGGGCUCUAUAAGGAUGUCUCGUCACCAUUGGAAUCUUACGGAAUCGCGUGGAUGCCGAUUCCCUUGCACACAGUUCGGAAGAACAGAGAGACUCUUUUCAGUUAUUCCUCGACCUGCCAUCAUUUAGCGUUGUUGAAGAAAACGGCGUUGACUUCGAAAAAAGCAGACGAAUAUACCGAAUCACACAGAACACUAUUUGACUUCAUCAACAAGAAUUCAGUGACGGAAAAAAUCGAUCGGUUUAAUUUAUGGAAGAUUUAUGAUUUGUUUCUAUGCAUGAGAGCCCACAGAAUCGCACUUCCCAGUUGGUGUACAGAAGAGAUUUUCCAUGAAAUCGAACAAGUUGCUCAAUUCUUCUGGCUGGUACAGUCCAACAGCACCGAGGAACUACUCCGGAUGGGAAUUGGCGUAUUUCUGAACACCUUCGUUCAGCAUCUCAGAUCCAUCGCAACUUGUGGUAAACCAAUUGUCAUAAAUGGGCGUCAAUUGGGUUUGAAGCAUACGGUAGCCUACUCGGCCCAUGACACACAUGUCAGUUAUUUGCUAGGCGCUUUUGGAGCACUGAUGCAGGGCGAAAUUCCGUAUUCAUCGGCAGUAAUUUUGGAAUUACUCGGACCAGAUAGGCCUUCGUCCCUUGAGAAUUAUCGCCUUCGCCUACGUUUCAAGCAAGGAUAUGCGGACGAGGUAGGUGAAUAUAGGAGCGUUAGGCCGUGUGCGGAUCAACCCGGAGCAGAUGGGUGCCCUCUGAACUUGGUUGUGAAACACCUCAAGCCCUACCUACUGGAUGCCGAUAAGUAUUCUGAGUUGUGCUCCGGACAGCCUCACAUUGGCGUUUAA